AUGGCAGACACUGACCUGCCAUCUGAGCAUGGCAACUCACAGGAGAACAGGAAGGAGAAGGACCCUGUGCAGCCAGGGCCCACAAAUCUGCAGAGGGCCAGGGCCCGCUUCCUCAAGGGAAUCUCCUACUUCUCUGGAGACAUGAAGGUGUUUGGAAAAUGGAUGGAAAAACAGUUUUUCUUGCUGCAGUUGCUGGACUGGGUUUUGCGUGGAGCUGCUCAGGUGAUGUUUGUCAACAACCCUCUAAGUGGCCUCAUCAUUUUUGCUGGCCUCAUCCUGCAGAACUACUGGUGGGCUCUCAAUGGUUUUGUGGGCACACUCUUUGCCACCAUUUCUGCCCUUAUUCUGCAACAGAACAGGGGUGCAAUAGCUGCAGGGCUGUAUGGUUACAAUGGCAUCCUGGUGGGUCUGCUGAUGGCUGUGUUCUCCAAUAAAGGAGACUGGUACUGGUGGCUCCUGCUACCCAACAUCUUCAUGUCCAUGAUGUGCCCGAUUGUGUCCAGUGCCCUGGCAUCUAUUAACAGUCGCUGGGAUCUGCCAGUGUUCACCCUGCCCUUUAACAUCCUGGUAUGUCUCCACAUGGUCGCCACCGGACACUACAACUAUAACUUUCCCCAAGUCCUCAUUCAGCCUCGCUCACAGCUGCCCAACAUCACCUGGGCUGAAAUCGACGUAGCCAAGCUGUUCACGUCAGUGCCUGUGGGAAUAGGCCAGGUCUACGGCUGUGACAAACCUUGGACGGGAGGAAUCUUCAUCAUCUCACUCUUCAUCUCCUCCCCUAUCACUUGCGCUCAUGCUGUCCUGGGAUCUGCUGUGGGCAUGGUUUCAGGCUUGGCUCUGGCGGCGCCUUUUGGAGACAUUUACUUUGGUCUCUGGGGAUACAACUGUGUGUUAGCCUGUAUUGCCAUCGGAGGAAUGUUUUACGCUCUGACCUGGCAGGUGCACCUGCUCGCCAUCACAUGUGCUUUUUUCUGCGCAUACCUCAGCGCAGCCAUUGCCAAUAUCAUGUCCACGUUUGGUCUGCCAGCCUGCACCUGGCCUUUCUGUCUCUCUGCCCUCACUUUCCUCCUUUUGACAACGGGGACCAACAAGAUCUUCAAGCUGCCGCUGGCCAACGUCACCUAUCCCGAGAAAAACCUGGGCUUCUUCUGGAAGUUGAAGAAGCAGGAGAAAAUGGAGAGGGCUAAGAAGGCUGAGAAAGAGAGCGAGGAGCAACAGAAAGCCAUCAAGGAAAACAUUAUACUGAACGAGAAAGAGCAACUGAGGCUAGAGCAUGAAAGAAUGGAAAAAGGGAUGGCAGAAAGUGAGGCAUCAGAGGAUGAAAAUGACGAGACACAUGUCGAAGACCAUUGGGUCGAACAGCAAGGUACUGGAGAUGAAGAAAUGGGACACAAUGAUCUGACGGAGGUCACUCUUGGUGAUUAUGAUUGAUUGAGACGGAGAGAGCGAAAUAGAAAGAGAGAGAGAGAGAGAGAGAGAG
Messenger RNA from Perca flavescens (yellow perch), 1480 nucleotides. RefSeq names its product solute carrier family 14 member 2 (gene slc14a2). Gene Ontology annotation, biological process: urea transmembrane transport. The coding region runs from base 1 to 1431 and encodes 476 amino acids. NCBI's taxonomy places the organism in Eukaryota, Metazoa, Chordata, Actinopteri, Perciformes, Percidae. The record is from RefSeq and is a predicted model, not a curated record. Gene Ontology annotation, molecular function: urea transmembrane transporter activity. Gene Ontology annotation, cellular component: membrane. The transcript has 8 exons.